CUGUUAGAAAUUCGUUGUAAAACAAUUAAGCACUGUGUUCUUUACUGUGUCAACGCUGCUGAAAAAGAUCAAGAAAUAAAUGCUAUUAAUCAAAGUAUAGGAAAUCAAAAAGGCAUCGGGAGUCAAUCGAAAUGGUACAAAGAAUGCAAUACAACCAACAUUGAUAAUAAAAAAUGUACAUGCCCUAAUUGUCAUAAAAAAUUAGAUACAUUAGCUACUUUACAAGCGAAAUCUGCUAAAGAACUUGCACGACUUAAUAAUACAGUUUCACAGUCAAAAUCUCUCAUAAUUAAGUUCCAUUCAUAUACUUACGAACAAAAAAACUCUCAUUUUGAACGUAUUAGUAUUACCCAACGCUUAGAACCAGAUAAUAAUGUUAUUGUUCCAGAAAUGCAUGUGCCAGAUCCAUUAGAAUGCAACUCUAAUUCAAUAAAUAAUAUAAAAAAGGUUUUAGAGUAUAUACAGAGUAUUACGAGGAUAAACCAAGAAGCACGAAAAUGGCUACCGGUUACUUGCGAUGACAUUCCUUACAAUCUAGUUCAAAAAAUUAAAAAUAACUUUCUGUGGCUUAUACUAAUUCCUGGUGCCCUGCACGAAGAAAUAAAUAUGCUUAAAGCAUUUGAUAAUCGAUAUCAAGCAAUUCGCUAUUCUUCAAGGAUACAGAACUGA
Molecule: messenger RNA, 669 nt
Organism: Racocetra persica
Lineage: Eukaryota; Fungi; Glomeromycota; Glomeromycetes; Diversisporales; Gigasporaceae
Source: the annotation of a GenBank genome assembly